Molecule: messenger RNA, 1785 nt
Organism: Daldinia vernicosa
Lineage: Eukaryota; Fungi; Ascomycota; Sordariomycetes; Xylariales; Hypoxylaceae
Exons: 3
Coding region: 1-1656 (551 amino acids)
Source: RefSeq, a predicted model, not a curated record
AUGAAGUCCUCGGCUCUCCCUCAAGAGAUUUUCCUAUUAUUAUGCGAAGAGCUUGCUGCGCGUCGCGACUUCGGAACCCUGUUCAACUGCUCACUUGUUAACCGCCGAAUUGCCAGCAUUGCAUUAGAGCAGAUAUAUAGUAUUCAAGAGUAUUCUCCCGUAAGCACCGGUGAUCCCAUCUACAAACUAGAAUGGCUGCAAUUAUGGAAGUCUAUUAUCCUCUCAAGUAUUAAGAAAACCGCGUUCCCAUAUUGCGUCUACGUCCGCGCUCUGUUCCUCGGCAACCUCGAAGAAUGCCUCCAAGAUAUCAGCCGGGACAAAUAUGCCCGGGAUAUAUUCUUCGGGGGCGCAAUGAGGCAGUUUCUUGUAUUAAAAGCAUCUGCGAACACUCAUGAAGCCCAAUUGCCACCCAUGGAUACCCAAGCUACGAUAAUCAAGUGCGCGGAUUCCAUUACCCAAUACAUCAAGAGAUUAGCAGACGAUACGGGGACCGCUGUGUCUUUGGCACAUCUGGAGGGCACAUAUAUUCCACACCAUAUAUUACCGACUUGGAUAGCACGGCUUGGAACCCUUACGUCUUUGCGUAUCCGAGACGGAUCCGUCCUCGGCGUUGAAGCGGCUAGUGCUAUUUCCGAAUACUGUCCACGCUUUGCCGAUGUAACAUGUUAUUAUUGCCCUACUGCAGACGAAGAUUUGGCCGCAUUUUUCCAAACGCUACGUCCUAACAGUUUACGUAGUUUUGAAGUAAUAAGCCAGAAUUCAAUUGGGAAAAACGCCUUAACGGCACUCAAUUACCAUGCAGCAUCUCUUCAAAGUCUCGUACUUCGAAAUCUUACUCCGCAGGCUAUGAAGGCCCUUAACUCCUUUCCCGAUUGUACAUCCCUAGAGACUCUUUUAAUCGAGAACGACCGGUAUCACUUGGUGGACCCGGCGGAUUACCCCGAGGACACACUCAAAGAGGUUUCCGCAUGGAUCUGCAAAUGCAAAUCUCUUCGAGAUCUCAGUCUCUCGCAUUUUAUUGGUUCCGAUCCAGUGGUCAAGGAUAUUUUAAAUUCGCCCGACAUUCGCCUCACGUCUUUGUCCUUAAUAUCUAUUCACUCGGGAACCGAGGUAGAGGAUACCGCUACCUGGACUGCGCUUGGCCUUCAGGAUCGUCUUGAGUCUCUGACUCUUGGUCUACAUGAACUCGGCUACGGUCAAAUAGCCGAAGCAAAGCCACCACUAGUAGACUCAAUUUGCCGGCUUAAAAAUGUGGCGUCAUUGAAUUUAAUGCAAGUACAUCUCACGGAGGACACCGUAGAACGUAUCGCGGCAUCAUUACCAAAUCUAUCCGAAUUUAGCUUCAGCGGCAACCUCUUACAUAACCCCGUAUUAAUUCCUCUAAGCGCCAUUCCCAAGCUCAAGUUACUCUGCAUCAGCUCUCUCUCUUCUUUCACUUUCCAAGGUCUACGUGACUUUGUCUCUAGGCUUAUCUCCCGAGGCCGAACAGGAAUUAAGAUAGAUAUCUUGAAUCAGUUAGGCGAGUGCAAACUCACGGCGUAUGAAUCCGUUCUGCUACAAAAGCAUUUCAUGAAUCUCAAGGGUCGGCUCGAAAUUGCCUAUUUUAUGGACCCGGACGAGCUCCACGAGACGGACUUUUCCGACGUUUCCGACUAGUUAUAUUCACAAUACGAUGUUUGAAGGUAGUCUAAGCCUAAUGUCACAAUAAUAUCUUCAGAGCGGGGGAUUCGGGAAGUUAUAAUGUGUAAUUCCGAUCAAGAGGAGCAUUUUCGUUCAUAAGCACGG